AUGUAUCAGGACUCGAUGCACAUCGUGGAGUACAAAGAGAUCCAGGACAGAUUGGCCAUCACAAUGCUGUUUCGAGAGAUGCGACAGGAGGCAUUACCAAUGUUCUAUGGAACCUGGCAUUUUGCGAUUCAAGUGGACGCGCUAUGUGCUAGAGUUCCUGAGCAUGAUUCGGCAAAUUUCCUGAAGAAGCAAGACAGUAUGAUCUUGCGGAAGGUAAACCUGUUAGACAAAUGGUUGUCUGGCAGAGGGAGGAGAAGGACUCGCCGGCUUAUCACGGUGACGUUGAACCUGGGCUAUGCAAUGUUCACCGAGCCCUCAGAUCAGUGGCAGAACUUCACAGACCUCUGGCAAAUCUUCCAGCGCCACGCGCAUCGCCACGGUCUCUCGGGUCUUGGGAACAUUCACUUUCGGUCCGCCAUGCACUGUCGUGUAAGUCUUGUCGAAUCACAAGAUCGAGGGGUCACCAUACAUUAUGAAGGCCCGAUCGCCAUUGGUGUGGCGAGAGGCAGGCGACUAUGGUUUUCUCGAGCAUACGGAGUCUUGAAUAGAUUGCGCCGAGGCGAAGAUUAUGACGAGAUUCUUAACAGAUGCACGCAAGCGUUCCAAGCGGACAUCGACCGCAAACACCCGAUUGAGCUGUGGUUCCAGCGGAUUGCGGAUGUUCUAUUUCCGGAGCAGCAGCAGCAAGCAGCUUGA
Molecule: messenger RNA, 696 nt
Organism: Recurvomyces mirabilis
Lineage: Eukaryota; Fungi; Ascomycota; Dothideomycetes; Mycosphaerellales; Teratosphaeriaceae
Exons: 2
Coding region: 1-696 (231 amino acids)
Source: RefSeq, a predicted model, not a curated record